This is a messenger RNA of Salvia miltiorrhiza (redroot sage), 465 nucleotides long. RefSeq lists its product as uncharacterized. The record is from RefSeq and is a predicted model, not a curated record. Bases 1 to 465 code for a protein of 154 amino acids. Lineage: Eukaryota; Viridiplantae; Streptophyta; Magnoliopsida; Lamiales; Lamiaceae. The transcript has a single exon.
AUGGCACACUUCGCCAUAGCACUACUCUCUCUCAUCUUCCUCUCUUCAGCGCACCUCUCUCUCGCCGCGAUCGACGUCCACGACCUUCUCCCUCUCUUCAACCUCCCCAAGGGGAUUAUACCGCGGGAAAUAAAGUCGUUUUCCUUCUCCAACACCGACAAUUCCUUCACGCUCGAGCUGAGCUCAAACCCUUGCUACGUCACAUUCGACGAUCAGCUCGUCUUCUACGACAGGAUCAUCAAGGGGAAGCUCGAGUACGGCAAAGUGAGCGGAGUUUCCGGCAUUCAGGCCAAGAAGUUCUUCAUUUGGGUGUCCGUCACCGGCAUGGAAGUCGACGAGGAAAACGAUCUGAUCGAGUUCCACGUCGGAGCUCUGUCGAAGAAGCUGCCCGCUGCGGAUUUUCAGCGCGUUCCUAGCUGCAAAUCCAAGGGGUUGCGUGAUUUGUCUUCUUCGGCGUCGAUUUGA